AUUUUAACUAUGCCUAAAAACACAAUUAAAAAGACUGUCAAAAAAAUUAAAAAGCCCAAAACUAGAAACUCUAAGUAAACCAACAAAUCAAAAAUUGACGAUGAUGAAUCCAUUGAUUCAGAAUACCUGGAUGAAUUAGAAAAUUAAAAACCUUAAAAUGUGUCAGAUAAAAGUGAUAGCGAAAUUGAUGAAACUGAAGAUAACAGAAGACUAAGAUUGGCUAAAUAAAUUUUAUAAUAAACGAAAUAAGAAUUAUAAUCUAAAAAUGAUGACUUUUUUUAAGAUCAUCAUGAUAUUCAUAUGAAUGAUGAAGACAAAAGAUUGAAUGUUGCCUUACUAGAGAAAGUAACUAAUUAGCCUUAUAAUAGUUUGCUGAAAAACAUACUAUCUAUUAAUAAUAAAUCCAAAAAUAUGAUAGAGAAUUCAAUAGAGAAAUCUAUAAAGGUCAUUUACGAGCUAUUACUUGUACUGAAGUAGAUGAAUUUGGUAAAAACAUGUAUUCUUGUUCAAAAGAUUCAAGCAUUAUCAAAUGUAAUUAUAUUAAUCUAUAAUAUAAGGGGAUUUGGAAACAAAAAAGAAAGAAUUCAUAUAGAGAGAAGUAGGUAAACAUGGAGAUGGACAUUAUGAUGAAGUUUUGACAAUAUCGUUGAAUUUUGAUGGCAAGAUUUUAGCUAGUGCUGGUAAAGAUCAUUCGAUUAAAUUAUGGGAUACAACAUCUAAUAAAUUGAUAGAAACACUUAAACAUCAUAAAGCUCCAAUUUAUGGUGUUAAAUUUGGAUAUAAUUCUAAUAAUCUAUGUAGUAUAUCUUGUGAUAGAACUUUUAUAUAAUGGGAUGCUGCACAAAGAGCUUAUAUUGAUACAUUGUAAUAUUUACAAGUAAUUUAUAAGUUUUGGACAUAGUACAGAAGCAAAUGAUAUCGAUUGCUUUAAUGCUGAUGAUUUCUUGAGUUGUGGAUAUGAUAGAUAAAUGAUUCAAUGGAAAACUAAAUCAGGAGGAUAACUUCUUUAUAAUGGACAUGAAUAGUCUAUUGAUUGUAUUAGAGCUUUAACUCCUGAAACCUUUGCAACUGGUUCAAUUGAUUCAAAUAUCAAUUUAUGGAAUGUUAAAAAAAGAAGACCUUUAUUCGAACUUUAUAAACCUCAUGGGGAUAAAUGGAUUACUUCAUUGGUAAUUCUUAAUCUUUAAAUUAGGGAACUAUUUAUAAUAGUGAUCUUUUGAUUUCAGGAUCUAUUGAUGAUAAUCUUAACAUUUACAAAGUUACAAAUAAGGAAAUCACAAAAGUUAGAUCACUUUAAAGUGUAAGAUUAUUAAUAAUAUUCUUAAUUUAGUUUGGAAUCAUCAAUCAUAUUAAUUUAUUUGAUAAUAAAAUCUUAACUGUUGAAAGUCAAGAGCAUCGUUUAGGAAGAUGGAUUACUUCAACCAAAAGCAAAAAUUUAAUUGUGUUGUAUUUAUGA
Paramecium sonneborni is the source of this 1456-nucleotide messenger RNA. NCBI's taxonomy places the organism in Eukaryota, Ciliophora, Oligohymenophorea, Peniculida, Parameciidae. The record is from the annotation of a GenBank genome assembly.